Molecule: messenger RNA, 1367 nt
Organism: Symbiodinium necroappetens
Lineage: Eukaryota; Dinophyceae; Suessiales; Symbiodiniaceae
Source: the annotation of a GenBank genome assembly
AUGGCGCUUGCAGCAUUUCGCCAAGUUGACAGGUGGGCUAAGGCCUUGGAGGAAUGUCGUGGUGACCUGCAAGGCCAGCCCGGCCACAGCAGCGGGCUGGUGGGGUCGCAUGCGCAGGUGCAAGGCGAUGCAAAGAAAGUUGAAGGUUUUCUCGCGAAAGAUGCCAGCAGGCAGACGGCUGAAGCUAAGGAAGCAGAAGCCCAAGUUGAGGCUGGGGGGAUAGACGGACUAACGUACGCGAGCCUGAGAGGCCUACCCAGCAAAGCUUAUGAUGAGCUGGCCACCGUUUUCAACGAAAGUGAAGCCUGCCAAACUGUGCCCAUCCAUUGGCAACAGCAUCAGGUCUGCAUGUUGCCGAAGAAACCGACCAUCGAGAGACCCAUCUCCCUCACCUCCAUCACCUACCGUCUCUGGUGUUUUGUGCGACGGGGUCCAGUCCAGAAGUGGAUUCGCGAAACCCAAGCUUGGGAUAAAGCCACCCCGGGAAACACUUGUUUGCAGAUUGCAGUUCAUCGGCUCUUAAAAGGGGAAGUCAGCCGGACCGCCGGGAAGCAUAUGAUUGCUAUCCUUAUCGAUCUUGAGACUUUCUACGAUUGCGUUGAUUUGCAAUUGUUAGCCAAGCGACUUUGUGAAGCCGAUUUCCCGCCAGUAAUUGGGGCCCUAGCGCUCCAAACAUAUGCUGGUGAACGCCACAUCGUUAGUGAGGAUGUGCUGAGUGAAGGCAUCUGGCCCCAGAAGGGAAUCCCGGCAGGAUGCCCGAUGGCAACCACGAUGGCCCGCGUUUUCCUCGCCCCCAUCCUGCAAGAUGUGUCUUCGACUGCGGGUUUAGCAGGGCUCGAUACUUGGGUUGACGACAUAGGUGCGGAUUACGAAGCCCAGACGCCCCAACUUGUGGCACGGCAGGCCAUCGCUGGAUAUAGGUUCGGAAAGGGCAGACAACGGCAAGGCCAGCUCAAAAAGCUUCGAGCGGACCGUGUUUGUGAUCCUUGGGCCACGGUCGUUGUGCAACAGGUACAGGAGUGGUUCACUGUACUGAGCCGGUGGGGUCCUGACCAGGCCCCUUUGGACCGAGCGUGGCAGCAGACCGUAGCGGGAUUCCAAGAGGGUCGGACAAAUUGGCAUCAUGUCAAAGGACCCCUUGCUGCCACUGUGGGACACAUGACGGGCUUGAAGUGGAACUUUCCUAGUUUGCAAGAAUGGCGCCGACCUGAGCCCCCCACGUCUUAUGACCUCACCGUUGGUUCUGGCCGUGCAAAGGUGCUCCAGGACAUCACAGACGACAUCAGCGCUGAACGCAGCAGGCGUACUGCGGAAAGUUUCGCCUGCCCUGAGAUUUCCAACGGAAUUGACUGGUUCGUGGGGCGAAA